This is a messenger RNA of Xenia sp. Carnegie-2017, 626 nucleotides long. Its product is annotated as N-alpha-acetyltransferase 20-like. Gene Ontology annotation, biological process: N-terminal peptidyl-methionine acetylation. Lineage: Eukaryota; Metazoa; Cnidaria; Anthozoa; Malacalcyonacea; Xeniidae. Gene Ontology annotation, cellular component: NatB complex. The record is from RefSeq and is a predicted model, not a curated record. Gene Ontology annotation, molecular function: protein-N-terminal amino-acid acetyltransferase activity.
AGAAUGGUGACUAUUCGUCCAUUCAAGUGUGACGAUCUAUUUCAUUUUGCAAAUGUCAACUUGGAUCCUCUUACCGAAACUUAUGGCAUUCAGUUCUAUUUGCAAUAUUUAUCGCGAUGGCCUGAAUAUUUUCAAGUUGCAGAAUCUCCAGAUGGACAAAUAAUGGGUUAUAUAAUGGGGAAGGCUGAGGGCAGUGUUGAACGAGAACAGUGGCAUGGACAUGUGACCGCAGUGACUGUGGCUCCAGAAUUCAGGAAGUUAGGAAUUGCUCGGACUCUGAUGACAGGUCUUGAGGAUAUCUCGGAGAGGAAAAAUUGUUUCUUUGUUGAUCUCUUUGUACGUGUUUCCAAUGAUGUUGCUGUGAAUAUGUACAAGCGUCUUGGCUAUUCCAUCUACCGAAGGGUGCUGGGUUAUUUCGGUGAUCCAGAUGAAGAUGCCUUUGGUAAGAGUGGAAAACAUGAGAAAGCAUUAUCUCGAGAUCAUGAAAAAAAGUCCAUAAUCCCGUUGAAACAUCCUGUGAGACCAGAAGAUGUAGAGUAGCUUCACGGGACAGGACAUUCAAUCAAUGUAUGUGCUACAUGAAGUUAAUGACGCAUUGCAAAAAAUAAUAAAUUUAUUUUUGCUGA